Molecule: messenger RNA, 2826 nt
Organism: Xylaria bambusicola
Lineage: Eukaryota; Fungi; Ascomycota; Sordariomycetes; Xylariales; Xylariaceae
Product: FluG domain-containing protein
Exons: 5
Coding region: 296-2662 (788 amino acids)
Source: RefSeq, a predicted model, not a curated record
CUUCGCUAGGCGAGGGGCAGCGCACUAACGGUGACCCAUAUUUCCAGGGGUUGAGACUUGGCAUCUUCUGUCUUCCAUCUUCUUGUUUCCUGUUAUCCGCCGUGAGUUCAUCCAGAACUGGCCGUUGCUGGCUAGAAUGGCCUAUAAAUGGCUGGGACGGCCUUUGUGCCUUCCACCCUGCUCUUCUCCCCCUCUGUAGGACCGGCUUCCCAAUCAUGUAUCGCCCAGGACAGUUACAUAUUCCGUCUAUCACCGUUCUUGAACACCUUCUAGGCCCAAAUCUUCCGGCCAGACGAUGUCCCAGGCGAUCGCGCCCUCGCUUAUACAGAUUACGACCGCACGCCGCGUCCAGGAAAACCACACUGCUUUCCUCGAACGCUUUGCUGCGCGAGAGGCACAGAGCCGAGCUGCGAAGCAAAAGUCGACGCUCUCGGUUAAACAGCAUGCCUCUCAUCGAGCACAGUUGAGCAAGGUUCACUUCAUCAAGCCGAAAUACUCCCGGGAAACCGAAAUUAAUGUCAGCGGGAUCUUCAAGAAAUGGAAAAGUUACUGUGAGGAUCUGAGGGUUGGCGACUGGGAGGCAACGAUUAAGAGCCUCAAGCGCGAGACGACGCAGGAUUUCUUCCUUUACGUUUGCGAGAACUCUAAGAUUUCAUCACGGGGUAGCGGCGAAGAGUACAUCCGUCAAUUCCAACAACUCUAUACGACAGUGACCGGCCAGUAUAUGGAUCGGAAUGAUGCCAAAGAGGUAUACAAGUAUUAUCGUUGCGUCUUAAGUCCUCGCUUUGGUCAUCGGCCACCAAACCUCGAUGGCAAGCCGGUGCUCAACGUGGAUAACUUGCUGGUAAUCUUGACCUUUAAUAUUGCGUACGAUACGAGCAUCUUCCCUGGCGAACGACACCGUAUCCAGCUAACCGGCUGCUACCAACUUCUUUGUUAUACCGGAGCACGACCGGCCGAGCUUGUAGACGGCGAACGGAAGAAACCGAAAGAUGGAUCGGUUGAGCAACUCUUCGGUCGGAAAGUGGUCGAGUCUCCCUCGCCCUCUUCGGACGAUGGCGAGGACAACGGCGAAGAUCGGGGGCCGGCUCCCGAUAAAAACUCCCAGCUGCUUGAAAGCCUUCUCUCUCAAGAGACUCUGGGGCGCGGACGGCCGAAGGCCCUCUGUUAUGAGGAUAUUCAGAUGAUGGUUGUGCGGCAUCCUGUUACUGGACGCUGUAUUCCAGCUAUGGCUAUUAAGUUCGUUCAUCACAAGGGAGCCGACAACAAACCCAAGCCGACCAUCUUCUACUUUUCCCCCACUAGGAAGCUUAUCUUCUGUGCCGUCUCAACAAUCCUCUCGCUCGCCCUACAUGACAAGGCAUUCGAUGCCCCAAGCUUGACGAAUGCGUCCGCAAUAUUCAGCAAGAAACCACCGCGGUCCCAGCAAUGUAUCCCGCUUCGAUGGAAGGAAUCCAUGCUCAAAACCCCGCUGUUUCGUAGAUACAGAGGGACAUCGCUCUCUGGAGCCGAGGCCAUGUUAUAUUCUAAGCUUAGAGACGAUAUCGGUCAGCAGAGUCUUGAUUCAGGACACGAGAAAAGAUGGACGCCUAGAUUUGCUAGAAGAGGCGCCGCAAAUGCUGCUAAUGGAGACGCACCAGACUCUGUGCGUGACCAAAUGAUGCGCCACGAUCCUCAAUUUGUGACAUUUCAUCGUGCUUACCUAAAUGAGAUCGCCAAUUUCGACCUACAGAAUGCUUUCUUGGAAGAAGAGAAAGAAAGUCAGCUGUUCCGACUUUUCGCACACGUUAGUCUUACGCGCGAUCCCCGGGCGACCGCGGACAUGGUACCUGAGGAGGUGUGGGCCAAUCUCGCGCCGGACCCCGAGAUUGUCGAGCUUGAAGAGGAACGAGCCCGGCUGAAGCAGGGUCACUAUCGAAUCGAAGGCCACAAAGAAGAGGAAAAGAUCCAAAAGCUUACCAAUGAGAUCCGCAUCAAGCGUGCACAGCGUGACAGACAGGUGGUUAAGGAAUACCGUGAACAUUAUUUCUACCACCGUCCUACCUGGGAUAUCGAGAGGCAGGCACGAGGGGAAGAAGAGGAAGAGUAUGUUGAGCCCGCUGUUAAUGUUCCUAUCCCAGAGCGAGCGAAAUUGGCGAAGAUUCUUUGCCACCAACCUGACGACCUAACUGAAGACGCGAUCCUACAACAAAGGAUUGAAGUCAUCGACCUUAUAGUUGCUCUCUGCGACAAGAGAGAGACCGUUAAGCGCGAUCGGAUCCAGCAUAGAGCCAAAGCCUGCCCGCCGGUUAAAAUCGAACCAGUAGAAACUAGGCUCGGUCCUGAUGAUUUCCCUCUUCUCAUGCAUGCGGCACAAUGCCCGGAUUGCAUUGGCGACGAGCGACUUUCUCUGGAGGAGCGUGCCUUUACAUACUGUCGGCCUAACGUCAUGAACGAUCAUUUCGAUAGCCAGCAUCUCGUGAGGCGCGAGCAGGCUGAGCAAAGCGGGGACAAGAUUCGGUGCGAGCACCCAAAGUGUCGAAGUCUUAAAUUCAAACAUAUAGAUGACUUUCGGGGCCAUGUCUACAAGGUCCAUGGUGUUGCUCUACGGUCGUCGGAGCAAGUAAAGCAAAGGCGGCUACGGAAAGCAAGACGGCGACAAAUGAUUACGGGCAAAUCUUAGCGAAUUGUUCGGAAUACCAGCUAGGAGGCUAAGAUAUUUUAUAGCAUGCGGGCCGAACUCAUACCCCAAUUUGGCCUGAUAUGUUAUUGUAGCCUAGGAUAGCGUAGAGUCCACCGGCCAAGUAGCUAUCAAACCUAAUAAUGCAAGUAGAUUAUAUUAGUGAA